Rotaria sp. Silwood2 is the source of this 2055-nucleotide messenger RNA. The record is from the annotation of a GenBank genome assembly. Lineage: Eukaryota; Metazoa; Rotifera; Eurotatoria; Philodinida; Philodinidae.
AUGUCGACGGACAAAUACGAACUAUUGAAAAUUAAAUUUAAUUACGAUUGGCACUGUUAUCUUCGUUCAAUUGGUGAUAAUAUUAACAUUAAUAUUAUGACGAAUACAAGUAGUAACGAUAAUUACUGUUGGACUCCUAUACAAUUACCACAUAUUACUAAUAACAAUCAACAAAAUUGUAUCAGUGAAAAUGUAAAUAAUUAUUCAUCAACAAAUACUCUUACAGUGUGGUUAAAUGCAAGACAAAUCUUUUCAGACUCGUUUCAAUCACCAAAAAUAUCGAUUGAUUUGACUGAACAUCUUGUAUAUAAAGAUGAUUUAGAAAAUGAUAACUGCAAAAAUAUGUUAGUAGUGCAUUGUACAAAUACUUCUUUAUGUCUAAAUGUUUAUCUACUCUUAUCAUAUGAAAUCGUUUAUGCAAUCGAACAAGAAAAUAUUGAUGUUGAUACGGAAAAAAGCUUUAAGACGUUAUUCUUGAGAAAAAAUCGUGUUCUUGAUUAUUUGGUUCGUUUUAAUGAUGCUGAUGGUCGAUUUGAUAUUAGUUUUAAUCCAACAUUAAAAUCUCCGAGCAAAUCAACACAACAGGUUCCACCUAAUUUGGGUAUGAAUGAAGAUCACGACGAAAUAAUCAAACAAAUAAUUUACAGUAAAACUAAUACCGAAGAUUUCCAUGUGACUCAUCUAACUAUUGUUAUGCUUAUUGUUGGUUUAAGAGGCGAUGUACAACCAUUUAUUGCUUUUAGUCAAGCACUUCAUGCAGCUGGUCAUCAUGUUCGUUUAGCUACACAUGAGAAAUUUCGAAAAUAUGUUCGUGAACAUGACUUAGAAUUUUUUCCAUUGGCUGCUAAUCCAGAUGAUUUAAUGUCAUUUAUGGUUAAAAAUGGUGAUGUUGUUCCAUCAAUGAGUAGUAUUAUAGAAGGUGACCUGAGAAAACACCGUCGUAAUAUUUCCAAUAUUCUUGUAUCUACAUGGCAUGCAUGUACAGAAAAUGAUGAUGAAACAUCAGCUCCAUUUACAGCAGAAGUUAUUAUUGCUAAUCCACCAUCAUUUGGUCAUGUACAUUGUACACAAAAAUUACAAAUUCCGUUACAUAUAAUGUUUACAAUGCCUUGGUCAACUACAACUGUCUUUCCACAUCCAUUUUGUAGAAUCGACUAUUCAAAAUUACCAAAAGAAAAAUUUAAUCUUCUUUCAUACAGUGCUAUGGAUAUUCUUACAUGGUAUGGUAUGCGUGAUCUUGUAAAUGAUUUUCGUCGAAAAACCUUGGGUCUUCCAUCAAUACAUACACGUCAGGCUUUUCCUAGACCGUAUGACUGGCCACCGUAUAUUGAUGUUUCAGGUUAUUUUUUUCUUAAUACUGAUAAUGAAGAUUACAAGCCAUCAGAUGACUUAUUUGCUUUUAUUGGUCUUAACAGUGAUAAUCAAGAUAAAGAAAAAUUAUUACUACCAAUAUAUAUAGGUUUUGGUUCUAUAACAGGAAAUGAUUCAGAUCGUCUUGUUCAAGUUAUAUUGGAUGCUUUAGCAACGACAGGCCAUCGUGCUUUACUUUCUGGUUUUGAUCAAUAUAAUGAUGAACUACCUGAUAAUAUUUUUAAAAUUGUAUCGGCUGUAUGUCAUCAUGGUGGAGCAGGUACCACUGCAACAGGUCUUCGUGCUGGUAAACCGUCUAUCAUUUUACCUUUUUUUGGUGAUCAAUUUUUUUGGGGCGAUAUUGUUGAAAAGAAUGGUGUUGGUCCUUCACCAAUACCCGGAAAAAGUGUAACAGUCGAUGAAUUAGUUGAAGCGUUUAAGAUAGUUCAUCAACUAGCAAUGCAAAAUACAGCUAAACGUAUCCGUGAAAUUUUAUCUCAUGAAGAUGGAUGUGCAACAGCAUUACGCAUGUUUCAUGCUCAUUUACCUCUUUCACGUAUGCGUAGCGAUCUCGAAUCAACAUUUACUGCAUGUUAUCGUGUUGAUGAACUUGAUUUACAAGUGUCACGGCCAGUAGCUCAAGUACUUGUCGCAGUAGGUGCUUUAGAUGAAUCACAAUUUCGUCUUCAUCCUACUCAACGAUGA